Messenger RNA from Saprolegnia parasitica CBS 223.65, 456 nucleotides. RefSeq lists its product as hypothetical. The record is from RefSeq and is a predicted model, not a curated record. Lineage: Eukaryota; Oomycota; Saprolegniomycetes; Saprolegniales; Saprolegniaceae. The transcript has 2 exons. The coding region runs from base 1 to 456 and encodes 151 amino acids.
AUGGGCAACUUUGCGACCAAGCCAACCGCAUCCUCCGACAACGUGCAAUGGAUGGAGUGCCACAACGCCGUCACCGCCUUCGUCGCCACCACGACCUCGGCGCCGACGAUGCACAAGCACUGCUUGGCGCUGGACAGCGCCCUCCGGACGAGCGCAACAGCUGCACAAUGGUGCGCACGUGUCGUCACGUGCACGUGCACGUUCAUUGCCAAUCGAGACGACGACGACGCCCGAUGGAAGCUCGUGGAUUGCCUCCAGGAGGCGCCCGGCGCCUUUGAAGCCACGGACGUGGCUUUCAAAUACAGCCUCGAGACGCUCCGCGGCAUGCGAGAGUGCAUCGUCCAGUGCCAUCAAGAGCAACACGCCGACACGUCGAUGCCACUGUCGUCCCAUAUCGAGGUCGACGCGUGCACCAACCUAGCGAUCUAUGGAACGUACGCCAUCGACGAGGGUUGA